UUCAACCCUCCCACUUGUUCCGCUCGAUAAAGAUGAACAACAAGCGAAUACUGACGGACAUCUCAGCUCGGAAGGUGUCUGCUCGAGGCGAAGAAAAACUAGCUACUACAGUAGUGGUGAUCGGAACGACGAAAACCUUAGGCAAUGUGCCAAGCUAUAUCUUGAGACUGGCUAAAACUUAUGAUGUGUGUUCCAAUGGUAGCCACGCCGGAGUGUUAUUGAAACGGACCCCGGUCCGAUUUCGUUUGCCCUCACUCUUACUUUUCAGAAAUUUCUCUUCGACCACCACGCCCAACCUGGUUAUACUAAUUGUUUCCCUCGCGGCUUUGCUCGACAUAGGUCGGCAUAAACUCCACUGGUGGGUAUAUCAUAAACCCUAAUUUGCCAUUCUGGUCCUGCAUCGAUACGAAAACACGUGCCCUCUGAUUGUUGUUCCACUGGCCAA
Lentinula edodes (shiitake mushroom) is the source of this 445-nucleotide messenger RNA. RefSeq lists its product as uncharacterized. The transcript is spliced from 3 exons. The coding region runs from base 33 to 380 and encodes 115 amino acids. NCBI's taxonomy places the organism in Eukaryota, Fungi, Basidiomycota, Agaricomycetes, Agaricales, Omphalotaceae. The record is from RefSeq and is a predicted model, not a curated record.